Messenger RNA from Thrips palmi, 1279 nucleotides. It is a transcript of the gene Naa20A, whose product is annotated as N-alpha-acetyltransferase 20. Gene Ontology annotation, biological process: N-terminal peptidyl-methionine acetylation. NCBI's taxonomy places the organism in Eukaryota, Metazoa, Arthropoda, Insecta, Thysanoptera, Thripidae. The record is from RefSeq and is a predicted model, not a curated record. The coding region runs from base 451 to 972 and encodes 173 amino acids. Gene Ontology annotation, cellular component: NatB complex. Gene Ontology annotation, molecular function: protein-N-terminal amino-acid acetyltransferase activity. The transcript has 6 exons.
AGGCGGUGACUUCGAAUCACCGACCAUGGUCAGAAAGGUGUUGUGACGACUUUGUAAGGAGAGUGCAAAUAUUUUCUACCCUAAUGUUUUAAAAUAAAUCCACAUGGGCAUAGUUCAAGCCUCUAGCUUUAAUCCAAGCCCAAGUUUUUGCCUCUCUAGAGCUUAACAAGGCUGAAAAUAAGCCCACAAAGCGGCCCUGCAUUUAGAGCCCACCUCGGGCCUCUACUCCCCCUCGCCUGCUGCUGGGCGCUGUGAAUGGAUUUUUUGUAAACCUCCAGUUUGUAACGCUAUUUCGGCCCUUUCAUCUCUGCACAGGUCCGUUUUCAUUAUUUUUCGAAAUCAUUAACGUUUUGAUUAACGUUAGUGACCCUUCAGUGUACUUGAUAAGUUCAUGACAACAAGUGAACUGUGCAUACAGCAUAAUUUUGUACAGGUUAUCUGUGCCCAAACAUGACUACUCUUCGGCCAUUUACUUGCAUGGACCUCCUAAAGUUUAAUAAUGUGAACCUUGAUCCAUUGACGGAAACUUUUGGUCUACCAUUUUACAUGCAAUAUCUGGCACACUGGCCAGAGCAUUUUCAGAUAGCUGAAUCUCCAAGUGGAGAAAUCAUGGGUUACAUCAUGGGUAAAGCAGAAGGAAUGGGCGAAAACUGGCAUGGGCAUGUAACUGCUCUCACUGUAUCUCCUGACUAUCGACGUCUUGGGAUGGCUGCUACCCUUAUGUCUUGGCUGGAAGAAGCCUCUGAAAAGAAACAAGCAUAUUUUGUUGAUCUCUUUGUGCGAGUUUCUAACAAAGUUGCAAUUCAAAUGUACAAACAGUUGGGAUACAUAAUCUAUCGUACUGUUCUGGAAUACUAUUCAGGUGACCCUGAUGAAGAUGCAUAUGAUAUGCGUAAAGCGUGUUCACGGGAUGUUGAAAGACAGUCAGUAAUACCCUUAACACAUCCUGUCCGUCCAGAAGAAGUGGAUUAAGCGAAUUUGUAUUUUUAAUUUGUAAUUUUCUUUCCAAAUUUGACUUAAUGUUGAGCUUAUUCUAAUACAGGUUUCAUUAUAACUUAAAACCCAUCACCAAUGGGCCUCCCAUGAACUCACUAGUUCAUACUUGCAAAAAUGUACCAUUCACACUAAAUUGUUUCGCUGAGAAACAAGAAUCACAGGACCCUUCUUCAAACAUUGUAUUGAGUCAAUUAAAGUUAUGUAAGUACAUGUAUUACCAAUAUUAACUUAAAAUUAUGUAAUGAGACUAGAAACAGGCAUAAUAAUAAUAAUAUUAAGACUA